Orbicella faveolata is the source of this 2453-nucleotide messenger RNA. Its product is annotated as ras-related and estrogen-regulated growth inhibitor-like. The record is from RefSeq and is a predicted model, not a curated record. Gene Ontology annotation, molecular function: GTP binding; GTPase activity. Lineage: Eukaryota; Metazoa; Cnidaria; Anthozoa; Scleractinia; Merulinidae.
UGAUAUAAAAGAUGGCGGCUGUAGAUUUUACCACAAUAUCUUGCGAACCUAGCAUAGCCCAUUUGGCAAAAGGAGAGCCAUAUUUUGCAAUAUUUGUCCCUGUACUAAUGACAUUGUGUAUGCUUGGUUUGAAGCUUGUAGCAUUUUUCUGUUUGUCUUUAUGAAUGUUGUUAAGGUUUUUGUGCGCUGAGAUGUACCGGUCGCCAUCUUUGUUUCCUAGGGGAAUUUUAAGACCUGAUCAUCGUGAUUCAAGAUAACCAUAGCUAACGACUUUAUGUCUCAUUUUCACGCGUCCAAAACGUUUCGAACAAUUAUUGCGAAUGAAAUGUCGUAGUUGCUAAAUGAAUGUAGACACACCGUCAUGCAUAGCUGCAUAAUUUUGCAACCUGUCACAAAUUUUCAAUUAGUUCUAGAAAUUUCCAAUUAACCCUCCCCAUUAUUAAACUCUUCAAAGUGAAUUCAAAAAUUCAUUUCAGGGGUCUUACCUGUCUAAAUUUAAACGUUCUUUGAAUUGUCAAUGUUGAUUAGCUUAUGUUAUUAUGACAUACUUUCCGGGAAUGAGAGCAUCAAAGAUUUCUAUCUCUUGAGGUUUUUUUUCUGACCCUGAGCAAUUUUGGAACCUUAUAUUUUGCCAAACACGGAAUGUUAUUAUUUUUCUGGAAAAAAAAUGCAUUCAUUAUUACAUUUAUCAGAGCGCGUUUUCGACGCGUUGAGUUUCGUUUUUACGACCGCACGACGCAAAUGAACGUCUUUAACAACUACGGGGAACACCCGAAAAUCUUUCAAGGUUAUCGUAGUUUAUGAAAAGUGAUCAUCUGUAUAUAGUUUAUGAGCAGAACUUGUAACGGAAUUUCUUCGACAACUGCAAAAAAGGCUGUUUAGUAGAACUUAUAUGCACUGACUGACGGUGUAACCUCCGGCGAUAUCGGAAGACACUGUUGAAAAGUUCCUAUAACCAAAGUAAUUGUGAUUUGGGGCUGGAGCAGUGUCAAUGCCUUUAUUAAAGGUCAGUCAACACAUGAGGUCUUCAUUAAAAUAAAUUCAGCUUGUUAUCAACCAAAGUCUUUUGCGCAUACGCUGACAAAAAAAAAAGAACAAAAUAAAGUGGGCAAGCAAGAUAGUACCGUUUUCUACGUUUGAAUCGUGCGAAAUUAGAAGCAAGUUCCACAUUUUGAAUUGAUUAAAGCAAUUGACCGCCCGCGAUGUUCUGUUGCUAAACAAGUUUCGUACACAAAACACUGUCCAGCAGUUUACACUUGCUCUUGUCAAACAUCAAAAUCACAUUUUACACCUGUUAAUUAACUGCUGUCCUGUUUUCUCUUUUUGUAAGAAGGUCACUUUGUUAGUUGUUGUGUGAACCAGAUCUGCUCAACGACAGGAAGCCAACGUGUUUUCGUCUCGUUAUAGAACGAAACAGGCCCUUCAAUAUAUUUACGAGCUUUCAAGAUAUUUGAUAGUCCCGUGGCUCAGUUCAUGGUUGGAAUAUUUUUACCAUUGUGUGCUACUGACGUGUUGUUAAUUAGUUCACAAAGUAAAGUCGCUCUUCCGAAACUCAACAUAAGUAGUGGCCGGUAUUAGAACAAUCUUCAACUGGAUUUUCUGACUCCUGCCAAAGAAGUACACAGACAUGCCUUUAAAAAAUGGUCAAGAUUCAACUGAAAAAGAAUCGGCGAGCAGGCAAGCCAUGAAGCUAAGACGCAAACUAGGCGUAAGCACUCAAGUCAAUCUACGGAACAUCAGAAUUGCGGUGAUGGGCCAAGACGGCGUCGGAAAAACAGCUCUUACAGUUCGUUUCCUGACCCGUCGUUUUAUAGGCGAAUACGAUCAAACAUUGGAGACAACAAACAGACAUCACAUUGACGUGGAUGGUGAAUACGUAGCUUUGGACAUUCUGGACACAGCAGGAAAGAACUCCGAAGAGAAGCUUGAGAGCAUUGUGGCGUAUGCAGACAUCUUCCUUGUUCUUUACUCCAUCACGGAUCGCUCCAGCUUUCACGAAGCGGGCAAGAUUGUCAAGUAUAUAAGACGACACAGAACUCUGGACUCCAGCAGUAUAAUUAUCGCGGGAACCAAGCGGGAUUUGGAGCACUUUAGGACCGUGCGAGAGACAGACGGCAGCAGACUAACCUACUCACUUAACUGCGGGUUCUUCGAGAUAUCCAUAUCGGAGAGUUACGGAGAUACAAUACACAUGUUUAACGACAUCCUGAGACAGUACCUAAAUGCACAUCCCCCUCCAGACCCGUCGAGCAUGAUACCAGCUCCCCACUCUCCCAUCCCCGGUCAGAUGACACAACACAAGGAAAUGAAGACACCGUCUUCGUGGGCGAAGGUGAAAGGGCUGAAAACGAUGCCUUUCCGAAGAAAAUCUGCACAGGCGAUAGCUUGCUAGUCUAAAAUGCUAGAAUCGGAAAGCCUUCUGAUACGUCUGUGACCAUACCUCAAAAAAAAAA